GCCCCAGAGUUCUUCGCGCCAGGUGGCAGGCUUGACUCCGGAACCUCAGCGUAGGGACCCGAGAGCCCUCCGUCCGGAAGGCUAUGGGGGUGGCUACUGCGACGGCCCUGUUGGCCGCACUGGGCGGGGCACUGUGGCUGGCGGCCCGGCGGUUCUCUCAAGUUCUUUUUUUAUUAAAACAUAUUUAUCGUGAACAGGAGGAGCAGCUGGAAGGCUAUGUUCAUAAUUCUGCCAUUCUCUUUUUAUAUGUGAAGGAAGAGCCUAGACUGGACGUCUUGAUCAACAAUGCCGGUGUCUUCCAGUGCCCUUACGCCAAGACCGAGGACGGGUUUGAGAUGCAGUUCGGGGUGAACCACCUGGGCCACUUCCUGCUCACCAGCCUGCUCCUGGGGCUCCUCAAGAGUUCAGCUCCCAGCAGGAUUGUGGUUGUUUCUUCUAAACUUUACAAAUAUGGAGAAAUCAACUUUGAAGACUUGAACAGUGAGCAGAGCUACAAUAAAAGCUUCUGUUAUAGCCGGAGCAAACUGGCUAACAUUCUUUUUACCAGAGAAUUAGCUCGGCGCUUAGAAGGCACAAAUGUUACUGUCAACGUAUUGCAUCCCGGCGUCGUGCGGACUAAUCUGGGGAGGCACAUUCACAUUCCGCUGCUGGUGAAACCACUUUUCAAUUUGGUGUCAUGGGCUUUCUUCAAAACGCCGCUAGAAGGUGCCCAGACUUCCAUCUACUUAGCCUCUUCACCAGAGGUGGAAGGUGUGUCGGGAAGGUACUUUGGGGAUUGUAAGGAGGAAGAACUGUUGCCCAAAGCAAUGGAUGACUCUGUAGCAAGAAAACUCUGGGAUAUCAGUGAAGUGAUGGUUGGCAUAUUAAAAUAGGAACAAGGAGUGAAAGAGCUGUUUAUGAAAUAUAUCAGUUAUUAUCUGUUAUCAGGAAUGGUGUGGCUUGAGCUCUUGCUACUUGAGAAAAACAAUUUUGGUUUACAAUAGUACUGCUAAGAAAAUACAUGGGAAUAUUUUCAAGGUACUGAAAAGGUUAUUUUCGGGUAUCAAAUUGUGAGCAAACACGUUUUAAAUGUAUGAGUAUAAUGAAUGCAAUUAUAUUUUAAAAAUUAUAAUUGGACAAGCAGAUUUUACAACUGCUUAAGAAUUGGUUACUUAAAAUAGCUAACUUAAGAUGUAUUUCAAAUAUCUUUGUGCUUCAUGGCUAAAGAGUUAAAAGUGUUCACUACUCUGGCUUUUGUGUGGCAAUAAUAUGCCCGGUGUGUACACAUAAAUAAACUUACUGAUGCAGAUU
Molecule: messenger RNA, 1290 nt
Organism: Ictidomys tridecemlineatus (thirteen-lined ground squirrel)
Lineage: Eukaryota; Metazoa; Chordata; Mammalia; Rodentia; Sciuridae
Source: RefSeq, a predicted model, not a curated record